UCAUAAGUUCGUGAAUUAAUACUGGUAUUAAAGACAUAAGUAAAUAUGGCCGAUCCUAAAACGAUGUUUAAAGCUAUGUCCAGUGAACACCAGCUGGCUCACACGGAGCACAACACGGCUGACGUUAAACCAUGCUGCUGCUUGGAGGCGGAAUUGAGUGACAAUAGAACCACAAGAUGACAGACAUCGGAGAUGCUUGCCCUCAUCUUGACUCCAUAGGUGAAGUGACCAAGGAGGAACUUAUACAGAAAUCGAAGGGCACCUGUCAGUCAUGUGGAGUAGGUGGUCCCAACCUCUGGGCAUGUCUGCAGUGUGACUGUCCCUAUGUGGGCUGUGGAGAGUCUUAUUCAGAUCACAGCACAACGCAUGCACAGGUGAAGAAGCACAAUCUGACAGUGAACCUGACCACAUUCAGGGUGUGGUGUUAUGUGUGUGAGAGAGAGGUGUUCCUGGAGCAGAGACCUGUGGUGCCAGUGCCGGUGACUCAUCGCCACAAAGCAAUUGACCAGGAUGCUCCUCCCCCGGACGUGUGUCACCCUCUGAAGGCAGUGCCCAUCGCUGUGGCUGAUGAAGAGGGUUCUGAAUCUGAAGAAGACGAGCUCAAGCCACGAGGUCUGACAGGGAUGAAGAACAUUGGGAAUUCAUGUUACAUGAAUGCAGCUCUGCAGGCUCUCUCCAACUGCCCACCUUUGACUCAGUUUUUUCUGGACUGCAGUGGAUUGGUUCGUACAGAUAAGAAGCCUGCACUUUGCAAAAGCUAUCAGAAACUCAUUUCAGAGCUCUGGCACAAGAAACGGCCCAGUUAUGUGGUCCCCACUAGUCUGUUUCAUGGCAUCAAACUGGUGAAUCCUAUGUUUCGAGGUUACGCCCAGCAGGACACUCAGGAGUUCUUGCGUUGUCUGAUGGACCAGCUGCAUGAGGAACUGAAAGAGCCUCUUACAGAUGGCAGCAUCACCGAUGGAGACCCAGAGCGUGACAGCCGGGGCCACGGCGACGGGGACCGGAGCCCCUCCGAGGACGACUUCCUGUCGUGCGACUCGGGGUCAGGGAGUGAGAGGGGUGACGGUGAGCGAGGAGGGGGCGGAGGAGAGGCGGAGCUCCUCAUCCAGGAUGAGUGCGCAGGGGCGCGGGUGAAUGGCGGGAUCUCCGAGAAAGAGAGGCUGAAGGACAGAAGAAGGGAGGAGCGCGGCGAGGAGAGGACGCCCGAGCCAGACGAGGACGCUGAUGUGGACACAGCUGCACAGGACGAGCUGGUGGAGGGAGGCGGGGAGCGGGCGGGGCCAGCCAGGCCUGGCCGAUCUCACGUGUAUACAGAACCUGAUAAUGAGGCAUCCAUGCAUCGCGCCUCACGCCCUUGUAGCCCCGCCCACAGUGUUCAGGAACUUCACUCGAAACUGUCAAGCACCCCGCCUAGGUCCAGCCCACUCAGAGCCAGCCCCGCUUACACCCUAAAGAAAGCUCAGAUGCCCCUGAGUGCCAAGAAGAAGCAGCAGCCCCGUUUCCGCAGUGUUAUUUCAGACAUCUUUGACGGUUCCAUCCUGAGCCUGGUGCAGUGCUUGACAUGCGACCGGGUGUCGACAACGGUGGAGACGUUUCAGGACCUGUCCCUGCCCAUCCCUGGCAAGGAGGACCUGGCCAAGCUGCACUCCUCCAUUCACCAGAGCGCGCCAGCCAAAACAGGCGUCUGCACGGACACGUAUGCAGCGCAGGGCUGGAUCUCCUACAUCAUGGAUUCUAUACGCAGGUUUGUAGUGUCCUGUAUCCCCAGCUGGUUCUGGGGUCCAAUGGUAACACUGGAGGACUGUCUUGCUGCUUUCUUCGCUGCUGAUGAACUCAAAGGGGACAACAUGUACAGCUGCGAGCGAUGUAAAAAGUUGAGAAAUGGUGUAAAAUAUUGUAAAGUCCUACGGCUACCAGAGAUUCUGUGCAUCCACCUGAAGCGUUUCCGGCAUGAGGUGAUGUACUCGUUUAAGAUCAGCAGCCACGUCUCCUUCCCACUGGAGGGCCUGGAGCUGCGGCCCUUCCUGGCCAAAGAGAGUUCCUCACAGGUCACCACCUACGACCUGCUGUCUGUCAUCUGCCACCACGGCACCGCCGGCAGUGGCCACUACACAGCAUACUGUCAGAACGUUAUUAAUGGUCAGUGGUACGAGUUUGAUGACCAGUAUGUGACAGAGGUCCACGAAACGGUGGUGCAGAACGCCGAGGCCUAUGUCCUCUUUUACCGGAAGAGCAGUGAGGAAUCAGUGAGAGAGAGGCAGAAGGUCAUAGCUCUGGCCAAUCUGAAAGAACCCAGUCUCUUGCAGUUCUACAUCUCCAGAGAAUGGCUCAACAAGUUCAACACAUUCACUGAGCCAGGCCCCAUUACUAACCAUACCUUCCUGUGCCAGCAUGGAGGAAUCCCCCCUAACAAGUAUCACUACAUUGACGACCUGGUUGUGAUCCUGCCCCAGAAUGUGUGGGAGUACCUCUACAACAGGUUUGGAGGCGGGCCAGCAGUUAAUCACCUGUAUGUGUGUGCCAUCUGCCAAGUGGAGAUCGAGGCCUUGGCCAAGCGCAGGAAGGUGGAGAUUGAUACCUUCAUCAAGCUCAAUAAGGAGUUUCAGGCUGAGGAAGCCCCCACUGUUAUCCUGUGCAUCAGCAUGCAGUGGUUCCGGGAGUGGGAGAGCUUCGUCAAGGGCAAAGACAAUGAGCCACCAGGGCCGAUCGACAACAGCAAGAUCGGCGUGAUGAAGGGCGGGCAUGUCCAGCUUAGGCAGGGGGCCGACUACGGACAGAUCUCAGCCGAGACAUGGCAGUACCUGCUGGGGAUUUACGGCGGUGGGCCAGAGAUAGCAGCACGGCAGAGUAUCAGCGCCCCUGACCCCAACGCCCACGGUGAAAGGAAGAUAGAGGCGGAAACCCGAGCCCUCUGAGAUAGUGGACUUCCUGAAUGUGGCAAAGCGUGUUUGCACCAUGUUUACUUCUGCUUUUCUCGUGAGCACUGGGCGCGUGCCUCAUGUUGCAGCCCGUCACCUGUAGAACCCGCGGACAUCUAGUAACGCACAGCUGGUAGACUAGAAGAUUAGAGGGAAAUCGUACUGGUCAAAGUAAUGCAGUAUAAGCCUCUUGCUCCAGUGGUCAGGAGAGUGAGUUUACUUCCCCUUACCCCAUUGUCCCUGGCGACACACUCAAAAACACAUUCAAACUUUUAUUUUUUCUCCCAAAUUUCAAUUAAUACGUGUGUGUGUGUGUGUGUGUGUGUGUGUGUGUGUGUGUAUAAACACAGGCUCUCUGAAAAAGGGAGAAAAGGUUUUACAUGCAAUAUGUGAGCUGGAGGAGAUGCAAUAGUCUGUAGACACUUACUGCCAGGGAGAUUUAGCAGACCAGACUUCUGAAAGGGUAGCAUUACUCACUAUAGGUUUAGAGCUGGGUCUACAUUAAUCUGUACUCCCAUUCUGCAAAUACACUGCCCCAACCCACACACAGAGGACCCAAAAGAAAUCCUUCCAAACUCAGUCACUAUAGGUGGAGUUCUUCCAUGUCUUCUUUCUUCAGACUCUAAGCCUAACUUCUUUAGGAGUGAUUGUGUAGCGGUUCAACCAGCAGAAACUGGAAAUGGCGCCAUAUUAAACAAACUCUAGAGCUCACCUUGACGUCAAGUGUAAACUGGCUCACUGUCAGCCAAGUCCGCCACAGCUGAUCAGUCUCUCCUCAAUCUCAAAUUGAUUUCUUCUAAUGGCAACUAAUACUAUUGUUCCACGUAGUAACGUCUUGGCAGUCAGUAGUUAAUAACCUGCUCUUCGGGUGAGUCAUAACCAAUGAUCUAGUUUUACAUCAUUUCAAGUCAUGUCAAGAAGUUGGGCGAAGUUCUUAUUUGAACCAUUUCUGACUACUGCACUGGCAGUUGGACUGUCAUGUUGAAUGCUAUUCCAUGUACGCUUAUGUUUCGCAUGACCGAGGUCUUCAGAACCAUAUCAUUUGUGUUACACUGGAAGUGAAAUGAGAAAGAUUACAAUUACUGUAAGAGAAGUGAUGUUCUCUCUUGUACAUAUUUGCAGACUCUCUAGGAUGAGUUUGGCAGGAGUCAUGUUAGGGCUAGACAUCAUCACUGCUGUCACUGCUUUAGUUAUAAUUGAAUUUGGUGGUCACAGAGAUACAUAUGUUUACAUCUGGCAUGCAUUGUAAUUUUUAAUUCUUAUUCCUUUUCCCUUAAAAGUGUCUGUCCUACAAGGUCAGGUGUCAGUUAUGUAAAAUGAAACACUGAAGGUACUAUGAAUAUCUGUGUUUGAAUGGCAACAUUUAGUAGUUGACGUUUGGUGACUCAGUUAGGCCCACACUUUCACAAAAUAUGCGUCCUACAGUAGAAUGGGUCAAAGAUUUGGGCUUAAAUUGACAGACUGUUCAUUCUAAAAACAAAUCAAUCUGUCACUGCAUUCUACCAUAGCUGAAUUCACCAAAGUAGAAAUUUGAUGAUGAUUAUACCAACCCCUCCAAAACCUGACAUUUCUAGACACUUGAUUUGUGAUUAUAUUGUCAUUUAAGGGCAUGUGCAAUCAUCAGGUGAACGGAAGGAGUUGGAACAGCUAAAGAUGAUGUAUGGUGAAGUUAAAACAGACAAUUUAGCUACAAUUUAUGGUGGGUAUAAUGUGAAUACGAUAUUGAGCAUGAUGGGGUCAGUUGAGAUAUGAAGUAAGUGUUGGGUAUGUUAUACAAACUAUCCAUCACUGUCGUAUCAGCUUCAUCCUAAUGUGAGUCCCAUCUAUGUUUGAAUCAUGCAUAUUUAAAUAUUUACUCAUUUCACAAUUUUAUUUAUAUAAACCUGAGCAAAAGGUUGUGCUAUGUGGACCAGUCAUUGACAGCUUGAUGGUUUACUAGUUGGUAUAAUAAUAAUAAUAAUAAUAAUAAUAAUAAUAAUAAUAAUAAGCAAACUAUUGAAAUGAAACAGCCGAACAAAGAAAAGUAUGUUGAUGCUUAUGAUGUUAAUUGCAGCCAUUUCAGAUUGCAAGCUUAGUGCUGGUGUUAUUGCUUUUUCGGUCUCGAAUUAUGAGUGUAUAGAUGUCUUUGACUUGACAAAUUAACUAAUAAAGCCUGUUCUUUCUUCA
Messenger RNA from Electrophorus electricus (electric eel), 5084 nucleotides. The record is from RefSeq and is a predicted model, not a curated record. NCBI's taxonomy places the organism in Eukaryota, Metazoa, Chordata, Actinopteri, Gymnotiformes, Gymnotidae.